Molecule: messenger RNA, 2538 nt
Organism: Trichoderma gamsii
Lineage: Eukaryota; Fungi; Ascomycota; Sordariomycetes; Hypocreales; Hypocreaceae
Exons: 1
Coding region: 1-2538 (845 amino acids)
Biological process (GO): TORC2 signaling
Cellular component (GO): TORC2 complex
Source: RefSeq, a predicted model, not a curated record
AUGCAGCCCACACCAUCGAAUACGGGACGGCCUCAGGGCCGAGCUCCCGGCAGCUUCUCGCCCUUGCCCGGGAUGCCGCGAUCCUCCAUCGACCUGCCGGGAUCAUCGUCACGACCACCUCCCCUGCGCAUGGUCGACUCACCCAGCAGCAGCGAGGAUGGCACGCCCGCCAUUAUCAUCCCCAAGGCUCGGCAGCAGAGCGCCGGCGCCGCCAACCCGCCUUCCACGCCCAUAUAUCAGCAGUUCGCCAGCCAUGCCUUCGCCAGCAGCAGCGCCAGCGUCCAGCAGAGCUAUCCUCGCCCGAGCGCGCCCCGAACCGCGCCUCAGGGAGCGUCGUCCCCCGUUCUGAAGACGCACUCGAGGAAACACGCUGCCACCCAAGGCAUGUUUGAGCCAUCCUUGCCGUCAACAAGCACGUCCAACCUGUCCCAUAUCGGAAUGGGCCACAGCGGCCAACCUGCAGGCCCUGCGAAUGGAGGAUUGUCUGCCAGCGCGAUUGCUGCGCAAGCGGCCGUAAUGUCGCAUCAGAACACCCUCCAGUCGCGCCAGCGAUCUCAGACAGCCCCAGAAACUGAAGGCGCGAGGAGAGGGAGCGGCAGCAAAGGCCCUAUAAGCCCGCCCACAUUGAGCCUAACGGAAGCCAGUGCGCCGCGGGAAUCAGCCUUCAACAUCUCAGGAGGAGGCGCACGUCAACCACAUCAAGACAGGCUUGGGGCUGCUUCUAUGCAGUCUUCUGCUGCUGCUACGGCUGCUGCCAGUGUUGUAUUCCCUCGGUCUGGUGGCAAUUCUCCAAGAGAGCCGUCCGUGUCUCCUCAGCCGCAACCAUUUCCGUCUUUGCCUGCCGCAACCUCUGCUUCAACUAUUUCAGAGAAGCCUCUCUCCAAAUCCGAAAAGGCAAAGGCCAAACUAUUCUCACGGCCGUCCAAAAUUAGCGCCAAAGACACCAAGGAAAAGGCAUUGCCAAGUCCAGGCAAGAUUGGUUCGGCUUUAUCAGCUCUUCAGCGAGGCAAUUUCAGCUCAACCAAUCUCACAGACUCUGGUAGUCAGUCUUUUUAUAAUCUCAACAAUUCAUCGUCGGCAACCAUUCGGCCAAACGAAGCGACCGGGGAGGAAAAGGCAAAAGAGAAAGAGAAGAAGCAUCACUUCCUCUCAAGACAGAAGCAGAAGCUCAAGGAUGAGUAUCAUUUACCGCUUUCAUCGGCCGCUAGCAACUCGAGGCCUACGGAUCCAAACGCACCAAGCAGUCUUUACAAUUUCAGCGUCCCCGCCAGCCCGGGUCCUACGUCUUCUACUUUUGCAAAGGCCAAGAAAGAUAAAAAGAAUGCCGAAAGAUCGGAUAGUCGCAUGGACAGUGAAUCAGUGCCCGGAGAUUGGCCUGGUAGUCAAAGCUUACCAUCCAUGUCGCAGCAAUCAAGUGUUCUAUCCGACACAGUGGACGGUGUCAAAUCGGCGCUGACAGGCCUGGCUAUGGAUGAUGCGUGGAACUACUUAAAGCCAAAGCUUCUUGUUAUUUUCCAAGGCGAGGAUAUUCGCCUUCCAGUGGAAGACAUCAAUCGCAUUGUUAGCUUGCAUAUUCAAUGGUGUAUCCAUAAGAGGUCGCCGAAUAGACUGCUAGAGGAUCUUAGAGAGCUUCUAUCUUUGGGCUUCGCUACAAUGGAUAAGACACUACGGAGAAUGCCAGAAGAGCGCUUCAUGCCGACUCUCGUGGACAACUGGCUCGUUACUUUCACUUCCAUCUUGCCUUAUAUGCAAGCGGCACUGCUUCCCCUCGAUCUAGAGGUGUCAGGCUGUGGUACUCUUAUGACGCCUGAACAAGCUCGCGACUUUUGGGGCGGCGUUGUCACUGCUCCCUCUCCUGCGGCAGGGCAAUCAGCACAGGUCUUACCUGCAGCGACUGCUCUUGACGUAAGACGCCUGGUAUUGACGGCCUAUCGGGAUACCGUCAUCUUGUCACGCUAUGAGACCCUCAAAACAAUAUUCUCCCGCCUCUCUCUGGAGUUUCUUCCUUCGGCAUGGGCAAACAUGGCGCUCGCAUCUCCUCCUUUGGAAGCUACUCUCUCCACAUCGCCUCCCGAGUCCUUCUUUUCCAUGGCCCGCCCUGGCACGGCCAUGUCCAUUGACCCUUCAGUUGGCUCGUAUAACUCAACCAGCACUACAUUGCUAGGUGAUGGCUCUGCCGGCAGUCGCAGUCGAGCAGUGAGCAACGUCAGUCUUGGUAGCCGUGGCAGCGAUGGAGUGAUUCGCCCCUAUACGCCGUCAGGCAUGCAAGCCCUCAGCAGCGUCCGUGAGCAAAAUAUCGAGGACUCGAAGCAAGUAGCUGACAUGGUGGGCCGGAUGUUCCAGUGCAUGAGUGUCCUCUCGAGCAUCGGCGGCGUUGGCGGCGAUCUAGGCGACGAGAGUAACAGGAAGAUGGUUGAGCUGUGCAAGAUGCUCAAGCUCAACUGGCUGGGGAGAGGCCGGACGGGGCGUAACAGGAUGGGUAUAGUUGGUGGCAGAGUGAGGAGAGAUGAAAUCCGCGAGGAGGUGCGAGUUGCUUGA